AUGAAACCAUUAGAGAAGAGUAGAGGAGUGAAGAGGAUCUUUGUGAUCACAGAUGCCUGCUGUAUUUCCGAGACAAUGGAGCACACAAUAUUGAAACUUCUUGUUUUUAUCGGUUUGUCCAUCCCACCGGUCUAUCAAAAGCCAACAACCUUGUUCUUCUUUGUGUCAACGCCCAAAACCUUCACUGAUGCUCAACUAUACUGCAGACAGACGUACACAGAUCUAGCAACUAUUGAAAACAAGAACGAUCUGAAAAAACUUCAAACAAGCAUCUCAUAUAUUCUUGCAUGGAUCGGGCUGCAGCAAACGGAUCAUCCUCUCUGGCACUGGGCACUCUCUGACAGUGAAUUUUAUGAUGAGGGAGAGACUGAAUACAGAAACUGGUCACCUGAAGAGCCAGACAGUGUCCUCAAUAAAGACUGUGUGGUGAUGAAUGACAAGGGAGACUUUAAUAGUGCCUACUGCACAACUAACUUGCGUUUCAUAUGUUAUGAUGGAAACAACCUUCAACAGAAAUACAUCUUAAUCAAUUUAUUAAGGACAUGGAGAGAUGCCCAGAGUUACUGUAGACAGUAUCACACAGAGCUGGUCAGUGUGAGGAACCAGGAGGAGAACCUGCAGAUCCAGCAUCUGAUACCAAAAGGAACUCUAGUGUAUAUCGGCCUUUUUCAAGACCCUUACGUUUGGUCUGAUAACAGCAAUUCUUCAUUCAGAAACUGGAAUUUGGGUCAGCCUGAUAAUUAUGGCGAAUGUAUUACAGUAAAUGAGAACGAUCUUUGGACCCUCAGUAAUUGCAAUGUUGAAAGACCGUUUUUCUGCUAUGCCACAUAUGUGAAGAAACAGAUCCUGAAAGUGGAGCUGAAGUCUGCUCUGAAUGUGAACGAUUCCACAAUGAAGACGGCCAUCUUAGCCAAGAUUCAGCAAACACUGAUCGAACAGGGCUUUUCAGAAGACGUCACUUUGACAUGGAGGAAGCAACAAGAUGAACAAAUCUUCCAGAAGAUGAAAACAUUUGUUGCUAUAAGUAAUAACGAGAGCUCUUCUUGCUUCUGAACUCAUCUUUGCACUUGGAGGAAAAUGUCUAUAAAAUCAUUUAAUGCUUAUUUGGUUUUAGGGAACUGAACAGAAAACUGUAUUUCUGAAUUAAUAAAUUACGCUGAACAAUUUUACAAGUAUAUUUCCUUAAAUUAGCAUUAGACACUUUUAUAGUUAUACAUGUUAAUUUACUUAUCGUAAAUGUUGUUUUAGACUUUCACUAUUGCAUUUGUUUUCCUUAAGAAUAAACAUCUGUGUGAACGUUAAUAUUCUCCAUUAAUCAACUUCUUAUGGAGUUUUGUGUUCCUUCAGUUGCCUUCAGUUUGCUCACUGGGGUUAUUAAUACAUUUAUUAUUUUAUUAUUUAGUUUCUAUACACAUUUUAUAAUCAUAUGUAAUCAAACCACACAAUGAUCACUGUAAGACAUUAUACAUAUUACAGUUUCAUUUUGUGUUAAUGCCUGAUUUCCUGUAAAGCUGUUUUGAAACAAUGUGUAUUGUGGAAAGCGUUACACAAAUAAAA
Molecule: messenger RNA, 1557 nt
Organism: Xyrauchen texanus (razorback sucker)
Lineage: Eukaryota; Metazoa; Chordata; Actinopteri; Cypriniformes; Catostomidae
Product: macrophage mannose receptor 1-like
Exons: 6
Coding region: 1-1053 (350 amino acids)
Source: RefSeq, a predicted model, not a curated record